CUGCAGUUAACAACGCGCUGAAUGAUUCGCUCCCGAAAAAAUUAGCGCGUGUGCCUCGAAAUAUUUUAAAUCGCCAACGUGCGUGUGUGUGAAUAAUAAUAAUAAUAAUAAUAAAAUAGGAAAAGCUACAUUUUCCAAAGCUAUUUACGCUGGCGCGGCUAUAAAUAGAAAACGUAAAGCAAACACAGGCCUUUUUUCGCUUAUCAGAGUGCAAAAGACGAACAAUGGUGAAGGAUAUUCUCCAGCGGUGCAAGCCGAUACCGCUGUACAUCGUACUGGUGCUGUCGAUCUGCUACUUCGUGCUCCAGCUGAUCCUCAGCCACUUGACCCAUGGACUCACUCUGCUGAUGGCCAGUCAUCACAUGCUGUGUAAUAUUUUUGCACUCGGAGGUUGUAUCAUCACAAUUAAGCACAGCAAACAAGCGCCGGAGCCGAGGAAUCCUCCACCCGCCCUGACCAAGAUAAAUGGCUCCGGAGUGGCUGUCAGCUUGGCCGAAACGGAUGCCCAAACACGGGCCAAAAGGGAGCGUCGGGAGCAGAAGCUACGGAAUACAUUCGGUUGGGCCAGGAUCGAUAUUUUGACCAUGCUGAUUGUGUUCAUCAUCCUGGCCUCGUUAUCCUUUUCGCUGGUGGUGGAAGCUCUGCAAACUCUGGUUCACAUCGAUCAUCAGGACACGAUGCAUCUACCCAUACCCGUGAUGAUGCUGGGCUUCAUCGGGCUAAUCCUGAAUGGACUAACAUAUCUGCUAAUUGGCGGAUACACGCUGCACCAGGGAAGCUUUCUGCACCUCACACCCGGCGGAAACGUGGUGCUGGAGCGACCCAUGUCCAGCAACUUGGAUGUAUCCCUGACUCCGAUGCAAAGACAGCUCAGCAAAUCCCAGAACGAUCGUCAGUUGCGCGAGCAACUAGAGGCGGAGGUGGGUAGUGUUUACUUCGCCACCAAACGCCAGGGAGCCGUCGAAAUGCUGCGGGAUGUGUCCAGUACCGUAUUUGUGAUCGUUUGCGCCGCAAUCGUCUAUGUGGCGGAGGAUGAGCAGCACACGGCCAAGUUCAUUGAUCCCGUGCUCUCAAUUUUCUCCUGCGUCCUGCUGGUGACGCUUAGUUAUCCCUACAUGAAGGAAUCCUGCUUGAUCCUUCUGCAAACCAUCCCUGGCUCCAUCGACUUGGAGAUCUUUGAGCGAACCUUGGUCACCAAGUUCCCGGAGAUCAUCAGUUAUCACGACCUGCAUAUAUGGCAAUUGGCCGCCCACCGAUACGUGGCUACCAUACACAUCCAGUUCCAGAAUCCCAAACUCUACCUCCAGAUCAUCGAACGGGUUCGGGCAUACUUCCACGAUCAGGGAAUCGGAGCGGUCACAAUCCAACCGGAGUUCUAUCCGUCCACCAAUAAGAAUGCCUCUGCCUCGCUAGAAUGCCUGAUGCAGUGCCAGGCAGUGGAGUGCAUCGAGAAGGUUUGCUGCAGGGAUUCUCGCACCGAUCUCCGCGAGGUCUGUGAUGCUCCUAGCGGCCGAAAGUCGUCUUCUCCAGCCAAGUGUGCAGCCAGUAGCCACGAACAUAGCAGAGCCAAAUCCAAGUCUUGCGCUGAACUCAGUGCAGUGGUUGUGGAGAAACCUGAGGAACUAUCCGCUGGCCAGCUACUAAAGGGUCAAGAUCAGCAAGUAGCGAAGUCCAUGCCCAAACUGGAGGAAACUUGUUCGGAUGCGACGAAAGAGGAUACAGCCGAGUUAAACGGCAGUCCACCUGGGCCAACGAGUAGCGAUUGAUUCCGUUUCACUAACUAUAGUUUUCAAUCAAGGCUUAACGAUUUUAGCUAGUUCUUAAGUUAGUUUACGAAUUUGCCAUAUAGAUAUAUGGAUAUAUUGACGUUUGAGCUUAUUUUUUAAACAAGACGCUUAAAUGCACAGGUUAAACAAUUUUUGUGACGAGAAUGAAGGAGAAGAAUGUACAGUACAUUUCAUGCCAAAUCAUUUUAUAUAUUUAAUGCAGACUUAAUCAAGUUUUAGCGUUCGCUCAAAAUAUUAACGUUUGAUU
Drosophila mauritiana is the source of this 2034-nucleotide messenger RNA. RefSeq names its product zinc transporter 1 (gene ZnT77C). Lineage: Eukaryota; Metazoa; Arthropoda; Insecta; Diptera; Drosophilidae. Gene Ontology annotation, molecular function: zinc ion transmembrane transporter activity. The transcript has 4 exons. Gene Ontology annotation, cellular component: membrane. Bases 225 to 1766 code for a protein of 513 amino acids. The record is from RefSeq and is a predicted model, not a curated record. Gene Ontology annotation, biological process: zinc ion transmembrane transport; detoxification of zinc ion; intracellular zinc ion homeostasis.